Messenger RNA from Closterium sp. Naga37s-1, 1425 nucleotides. NCBI's taxonomy places the organism in Eukaryota, Viridiplantae, Streptophyta, Zygnematophyceae, Desmidiales, Closteriaceae. The record is from the annotation of a GenBank genome assembly.
AUGGCUUCCCGCGCGCUCGCGAGCAACGAGGAGCUGUGGCAGCGGGCGAGCAAGACGGGCACGGGACUGAGUGUUUCCACGCUGCGCUUUUCGCGAACCAUUUCGCUGGACCAGGUGGCAGCAGCAGCAGCACUGGCGGCGUCCCAGCACCCCAUUCUGGCGGCCAGGAUCACCAGGGUGCAAAAGCCCAAGCCCCACUGGGAGCUCCGCGUGACUGGGGACGCUCCCCCUGCUGUCCCCGUGGCUGCGCACCCGUGGCACGACGUGCUGGGCGUUGACGGGGCGAGCACACUGGGUGGUAGUGAGUCGGAGGAGGCGCUGAGGCUGGUGACUCAAGUGGAGAUGAACAUGCCUAUGUCCGCGGCGGUUGGGGAGAAGGAUGAUGAGCCGACCGACGUGUUCCAGGUCCACGUGUACCCCUCAGAGCUCGCCACGUGUGUCGUGCUGAGAGGCCACUGUGCAGCCUUUGAUCGCUCCUCCGCUCUCUCUGUCGCCCGUGCCUUCCUCUCCGCCCUCGCGACUGUUCUUUCCGGCUCUGCCCCUUCUUCCCCAACCUGGCCUAGCACGGGAGUGUCUCUCCCGCCCUCUCUCGCGUCGCUCAUGCCCAAGGGCGCGCAGGCGAAGGGCUUUUUCACCAAGAUGGUGGACGCCGUGGGGUAUGCCGCCUCCUCGCACUCCGCUAUGCUUCCCUUCCAGCCAGGGUGUGCUGACUCGCGCAAGCACCACUUCCGCUCCGAGAUCAUCCCCAUCCAGUUUUCCAAGCAAGAGACUGAUGCGCUCAAGAGUGCAUGCGAGGCGAGGGGCAGCUCGCUGUACGGCGUGCAGUGUGCCGCGGUGCUCAAGGCAGCUGCAGAGGAGCUGAAGCUCAAGAAGGACGAGUCGUUUGGCGUCACCAGCCUCAUUGACUGUCGUCAGUACUGCGACCCCGCGCUCCCCUCUUCGGCCAUCGGGCUCACGCAGCAGGUGGCCACUGCGGUCAGCAAGGGGAAACAUUUCUCGGAGCUGCCCGUGCUGGAGAUGCUGUUUGGCACGGUGCUCAACACCCCCUCCCUGAGCCCAGAGCACUCCCUGCGCACCUCCUUCCUCACCUCCUUCACCGACGGUCCUCUCCCUCUCGACCUCACCACUACACACGGCACCAGUAACGGCAGCGCCACCAACGGCACCACCAAUGGCAGCAGUGCCACUGCUGCUGCUGCUGCUGCUGGGGACUUGGCUGUGCUGCAGCUGGACGGAGUGAUGGGGCCUCUGGUGGCCAGUCACGGCAUCGGCCCCUGCAUUGGCAUGCCCGAUUUCAUCAAGGAUGGGGCGCUGCAGGUGCUGCUGGUGUACCCUACCCCGCUCUACUCGCCUGCCCAGAUGGCCCAGUUUGCUGUCCUCGUUAAGAACAACCUCCUUGCAGCUGCAGCUAACCAGGAUGUGUAG